AUGAAGGAACAGGUACAGGCUGUCACCUUAAGGUCCGGAAAGGUUACGAAGGAAAAAGAAUCAGCAACAGAGCAUAACAAGGAAGAGGGUGAUCAACAGGUUGAAACACCCGUGCUCUCAUCUAAGUCAGAUAGUGGAAAAACUGUUGUUGAAGCUGACAAGAAUAAAAUCAACGAGGAAGCAAGCAAGGAUUCAGCCGAGAAAUCUAGCCCGAAAGCUGAUAUUGGGGUCAAGCAAGUAUAUCCACCUCCACCUUUUCCGAAGAGACUUCAGAAGCAUAAGCUCGAUAAGCAAUUCGCUAAAUUUUUAGAAGUUUUCAAGAAACUACAAAUCAACAUACCUUUCGCGGAGGCUCUAGAACAAAUGCCGAGUUAUGCUAAGUUCAUGAAAGGUAUUCUAUCUCGGAAACUCAAACUUGAGGACUUGGAGACUGUGGCUCUGACCGAGGAGUGUAGUGCUCUGAAACCUACUAAUAUGUCUUUGCAACUGGCUGAUCGUUCGAUUACAUAUCCAAGGGGGAUAGUUGAAGAUGUGUUGGUCAAGGUGGAUAAGCUAAUCUUCCCGGCUGAUUUUGUCAUUCUCGACUUUGAGGAAGAUAAGAAGAUUCCCAUCAUCUUGGGGAGACCAUUCCUUGCAACAGGGCGGACUUUGAUUGAUGUUCAAAAGGGUGAACUCACAAUGAGAGUUCAAGAUCAGAUGGUCACUUUCAACGUGUUCAAUGCCAUAAAACUUCCAUCAGAUGAGGAGGAAUGCUUUAAAGUGGAUAUGCUCGAAGCUGCAGCUCAUUCGGAAAUCGAUAACAGGCUGAAAACUGACAUCUUGGAAAGGGUUCUAUCAGGUGACUCAGAUUUCGGAGAUGAGGAGGAAGAAGAGCACCUUCAAUACUUAAAUGCUUCUCCUUGGAGAAGACGGAUGGAUCCUCCAAUUGAAUCUCUUGGGUUAUCGGAGUUGAAGGACUCUCAUGAAAAGCUGAAACCAUCUAUUGUCGAAGCUCCUAAACUCGAGCUUAAGCAACUUCCCGAACACCUAAGGUUGUUAGGUCCAGAUAUGAUUGUAGAAGGGGGGGGUUGA
Molecule: messenger RNA, 1071 nt
Organism: Daucus carota subsp. sativus
Lineage: Eukaryota; Viridiplantae; Streptophyta; Magnoliopsida; Apiales; Apiaceae
Exons: 2
Coding region: 1-1071 (356 amino acids)
Source: RefSeq, a predicted model, not a curated record